Molecule: messenger RNA, 2127 nt
Organism: Microbotryum saponariae
Lineage: Eukaryota; Fungi; Basidiomycota; Microbotryomycetes; Microbotryales; Microbotryaceae
Source: the annotation of a GenBank genome assembly
AUGAAGUGUCGCUAGGCUCAAUCCCAAGUACCAUAAUAGGAGCAAGAAUCAGAUGAAGGACGAUACAACCAUAUAUUCCUAACACUUCUGGGCCGCAAGGUGACAGUGAUUACCGACAAUGAAUCGUUAGCAUUGUUUUUGACGGCGCGACAGAUGAACGAGCGCCAAGCACGGGUCUACAACUUCAUAUCUCAGUUCAAUUUUGUCAUCAGACAUAUCAAAGGUGAUUGGAACAAAACACCUGACAUGUUCUCCCGCCAGUACGAGGAUGACAACAUCUGCGACUCGUAUGAGGACCCAAACCUUGACGAUCUCGACACGGAACAUGAUCGUGACGAUUAUUUGCCACUAGCACCAAGGCUGCAGUCUCUGCAGACCGAAACACUCCGACGCAGUAGUCGUCUCGCUCAGCCAAGACCAACCGAACAGAACAAGACUCCAGCGGUGGAGACAACACCGAAGGCGAAGGUGGCGAAGCCUAAGCCGAAGAAACUAUCGCGCAAGGAAAAAGCGAUUGCUGCGCGACUCGAGGAGGAAGGUGGAAUUCCCACCGAUCAAGCUCUGAAUCUUGACCCUCAACACCGAGACAGGACGUGGCAAGCAGCCACGGACUACAUGAACGAUCCUUUCUUCAAGAAGAUCGUGACCACCGUUGAUGAUUUCGAUCGAUACACCCUUAGCGCUGAUGGCGCUCUGUGGCAGAAUGACGAAAUUUACGGCGACCAACUGUGCAUCGCAGCCGGCACCGUGGACGGACAAAAAGUCCGAGAACUCGUGUUGGAACACGUACACAAGAUGACAGUACACACUGGUAGCCGAAAGAUGGUCGCUCACGCAGCACAUCACUACUGGUGGCCUACUAUGAGUGCGGAUAUCGAAGAAUACUGCAAGACCUGCGAAGCAUGCCAAGUCUCCAAGACCGGUACACAAAUGCGUAGCGGAAAAUUGCACUCGAUGUCGAUACCGGCAGGUCCGCUACAGACGAUCACAGUGGACUUCCAAGGCCCACUUGUGAAAGCAAAAUGGCAAGGAAAGGAAGUUGAUUUCCUGUGCAACUGGAUUGACACCUUCUCUGGAGAGGUCAUAUCCGUGCCUUGCGAACAGACGAUUACCGCAAAGGGAUGCGUGGAACUAUUUUUUCAAUUUGUGUUCCCUCAGUGGGGAAUACCGACUCAGAUCGUGUCUGACCGCGACCCUCGAUGGACGUCAGAUCUCUGGCGAGCCAUGUUUGAAGGGCUCGGCACGACGCUACUCCUUAGCACGAGUUUUCAUCCGCAAACGAACGGGCGCAUCGAACGGAUGCACCGAGACCUCAACGCGAUGAUGAGGCAGAUCAUGAACGAAGAACAGACGAACUGGCCUGAUCAACUACCAUUCGUGGUACACGCCAUCAACUCCACAAAAAGCUCCUCGACAGGGUACUCGCCCUACCAGCUGGCUUGAGUUGUAGCACCGAAGAACGUGCCCGGCUGGGCACGGGCCCCCGACGGCACCACCGCUGGCGACUUGAUUGAGCAAGCGGUACAGAGACGAUUGCGCGCACGCGACAAUAUCUUGAAAGCACGUGGUGACCAAGCUGUCAUUGCCAACCACAAGCGAAAACCCGACGCCGACCCUCAGAAGGCCAUAGGAGAAUUCUUUCUAGUGCGCACAGCGAACUUCGCCUGCGCACCCGACCGAUCACGCAAGUGGACCGCCCCUUGGGACGGCCCAUUCGAAUGUGUGGAUUUCAUUCCUGCCACCUCGACGUACACGCUGGAACUCACUCCGCGGUACGCACAACAACGGAUUCACCCCCGAUUUCAUGGCAGCCAGGUGAAGAAGUGGAUCGCCACCGACGAAGACCGAUUCCCCAACCGCCUUUUCAAUCCCAAGCCGCUUUUUCCGAUCAACAGCAUGACGAUGACCUCUCUCAACGGAGGAUCAAACGACUUGCAGAUCCCAGAAUCGCGGAACACCUCCGUUUUAACACCGGUCCCUACAGAGGACCAGGAGGAAACAGGAGAGGAGGUGGCUACUCCCACACGACGAGGUCCUCUCCCAGUCCAGAGACAGGAGCCGACCUUACUAGACGAAAAUCCAACCAACUUCAAUGGCCCGUAUACAAUAUGGGUGUAUGAUAUAUGA